GCUCUGCUCUGCUCUGCGCGCGGGGCGCAGGAUAUAUCUGCUUCUGCAUUAUGCUGCACCGAGAUCAGUACUGCGAGAUUAUAGAUAUUCCGCGCAUAUAAAGUAAUAGACGUUGUAUGUAUGCAGCGCAGAUAAGUUAACGUGUGCACCACACACACACACGGACCUAACGCGCAGUGUGCAGAGCAUUGUGUGUGCGUGAGUACUGUGUGUGUAUAUAAUAUAGUUUGUGACAAGUGGCCAUGAGCCGAUGUGCUGCUGCUGCUGAUGAGAUUACUAGACAACGGCACGAUUCUUCGUUUUUACCUAUGCCGUAAAAAGAUACAGCGUUGCAGCGGGCAGCAUUACGAUCAUCGUAGAUCGCAUUUUCAAUGUUCAAGACUGAAAAGACGAAAACAAUCGGUCUAAAAAAAUCACAACUAUGUCGAUGGUACUGCGACUACGUGUCUCGACUUUUUAUCUUCAUUUUCAUCACUGCUAUCCACAUCGAUAAUGGAGCCUGCAUUAUACAACAAGCUAGUCAAAGCGGUGCACUACAUACAUUUAAAAGUUAUGAGGAUGUUCUAAUGUUACACUUCAAUGUGCCAAAGCAGGUAGUCCGUGCUACAUGGCAAUUUAUUGCAUUUAGUGAAAAUGAAUGUCCAAGGCGCACUGUUAAUAUAUAUUUAAAGUCAGGCAGCUAUCCUGCUAUAUCUGUAAAUAAUGCUUCGCAUCUGCCUCAAAUGUACACUGAUAAUAAUGAUACUAUUCAGGUAUCCAUGGUCACUGAUCAUCACUUGAUAAAUAUUGCAAAAAUUGUUCCUGUAUAUAGUCCAGAACCUGGAGAUUGGUUCGUUGGUGCCUAUUUAUCUCAUUGGGAUAAAGAUGUACAUCAAAAAGGCCUAGGAGUUGAUUGUACUUAUAAUCUUGUUGCUCUAGCAUUGUGGUCAGAAACUGUUACUAUAGAGAAUAUUCCUUUAGGUUAUCAAGUAGAAUUGAAAACAAGUGAAACAAUUUCUUAUUUUAAAAUAUUCAUUCCAAUGAACACUUUGAGUUUUCAAAUUGAUGUAUGGGGCUGCAGUAUUUCUUUGAACACGACAAAAAACAUUCGAGGUCCUUGCAUUAAAAAUGUGUCUGUAAAAGGUAAAAGCAUGCCGUACAAUAAUCAUUCAGAAGCAAAUUCACAUGUAACUUUGACACCUGUGGAUACUUAUACUUUUGAGGAUUCAUCUCCAUUUCAAGAUGAGUGGUACUACCUUAUGAUAGUAUCUAACAAUCCUAUAAAAUUCAAUGUAAAAGUUACAGUAACUGAAUGCUUAAUAAAAACAAUGGAAGAGUCUCCCUUUCGACAAAACCAAUUCAAGAAUGUCAAAGGUAAAUUUUCUAAAGGAUUCAAUGGAAGCGAGUACAAAGAGGACAGAAAAGUUAGUAUUUUAAAUGAUAACAGAGAAACUUGCAUACCACAAUAUCAGUUGGUUCGGAUCAAAGAAAACAGCAUAUUCUCUGGUGACUAUUUAUUUAAGAGUAGAGAAUGGUUGACAUCAUGGUUAACUCUCAGCGACAGACAUCCAAUUGUCACUCAAUUUGAUGUUCUUCCAUUGGUUGACAUCGGAGGAACAUUAAGCAUUGCUGCAAGUCUUGAAAUGGAUAAAGUAAUGACGAAGCAAAGGGUAGAUGUUUUAAUUUGUUUGAAUCGUGGUCGUGUGCCAAGAGUCAGGGAGCCUGAAGAAAUGAAUAAAUGUGAUAAUGUGCAUACAACAAUUCAUUUAUCAAACGAUAAAUCCAACCAUUUUAAAAGUUUAUUGAUACCUUAUCCUAAACCGGAUACUUGGUACAUUUUACUUCAUGCACGUUGUUUAGUUAAUGGUUUCAAAGUACGCUGUGAAAUGGAAGAGAUAAUGGUGCUGCUGAAAAUUAAGUUAACGCCCUGCAUGAACAGAAGUAAAAAAUCAUGUGGUGACUACGGCGAGUGUCAAGAGAUUCAUAAAGGACUUCUUUAUUACACCGCUUGCAAAUGUUACGGUGGUCGACAGGGUUUGACGUGUACUGACACAACGAAUGCCAUGUCUGACUUUGCCAUCUUGCUAGAAACACUACUGCUCACAUUGAGCAAUUUAUUUUUCAUACCGGCCGUGUACAUAGCUCUGAGACGAAAAUUUUAUGCCGAAGGAUUUGUGUAUAUUUGUACGAUGUUAUUCUCGGCCUUUUAUCAUGCCUGUGAUCAAAAUUUUUAUUCUUAUUGCAUAGCAAAAUAUGAAGUUUUACAGUACUGCGAUUUUUUCUCCGGUAUUCUGUCAUUUUGGGUUACCUUGAUAGCAAUGGCUAAUCUAUCUAAAAAUUAUUUAGCCUUUUUUCAUGUUUUCGGAGUUAUUGUUAUAACGAUUGGUGUGCAAUCAGAUAAAGGAGGACUUUUAAGUGUUUCAUGUCCUUUAGUUAUCGGAUCGAUUAUUGUGUUAACGUCUCACGUUCAUUCGUGUUUUAUGAUUAAACAAUUCAUGUUGCCAAAGAACAAAUGGAAGCUAACUUUUGGCCUAAUUUUAGCCACUAUUGGAAUUUUAUUAUUUUGUCUAGUCGAAACAGAAUCUAAUUACAAGUACGUUCAUAGUGCCUGGCAUGCGAUUAUAGCAUCUUCGUUGGUUUUGCUGUUGCCAGCAAACAAUGAAAAUCAAAUUCACAAUGGCAGAAGCGAAGACGAUAUGGAGUGCAGCGAAUCCUCGAGCAGUUCUGUCUUUCACAUUGACAUCGCCAGCUACCGACACGAGCAUCUCGUCGAGCCAGCCAAUUGAACGAAAAAAAAAAAUAGAUAAUUGACUAUAGAAAUUGAUGUGUACACAUAUUUAAAUAUUUUAAUCGUGCAUUUAUUUUUUAAAGAGUUUACCAAAUAUUUUAGACAAACGAGAUUGUUAUUGUAUUCACGACAGACGACAGUAUUUUUUAUAAGAACAAAAUAAUUUUAUCGACUCGGUUCACUCCAAAGAAUCAAUUACUUUUGUACUAUUGUAUGAAGAAGCAAAGAUGACGUAUAAAUAAUAAUUUUUUGACCCUCUUAUCUGUUAAA
Molecule: messenger RNA, 3037 nt
Organism: Trichogramma pretiosum
Lineage: Eukaryota; Metazoa; Arthropoda; Insecta; Hymenoptera; Trichogrammatidae
Product: post-GPI attachment to proteins factor 6-like
Exons: 13
Coding region: 372-2765 (797 amino acids)
Cellular component (GO): plasma membrane
Source: RefSeq, a predicted model, not a curated record